AUGGGGGUCAACCAGUCCGUGAGCUUUCCACCUGUCACGGGACCCCACCUUGUAGGCUGUGGGGAUGUGAUGGAGGGUCAGAGCCUCCAGGGCAGCUUCUUUAGGCUGUUCUACCCCUGCCAAGAGGCAGAGGAGACCUCGGAGCAGCCCCUGUGGAUUCCCCGCUAUGAGUACUGCGCUGGCCUGGCCGAAUACCUGAAAUUUAAUAAGCGCUGGGGGGGUUUGCUGUUCAACCUGGCUGUGGGAUCUUGUCGCCUGCCUGUUAGCUGGAAUGGCCCCUUUAAGACAAAGGACUCUGGAUACCCCUUGAUCAUCUUCUCUCAUGGCAUGGGAGCCUUCAGGACACUGUAUUCAGCCUUCUGCAUGGAGCUGGCUUCUCGUGGCUUUGUGGUUGCUGUACCAGAGCACAGGGAUGGGUCAGCUGCGGCCACCUGUUUCUGCAAGCAGACCCCAGAGGAGAACCAGCCUGACGAUGAGGCCCUGGAGGAGGAAUGGAUCCCCCACCGUCAAAUUGAGGAAGGGGAGAAGGAAUUCUAUGUUCGGAACUACCAGGUGCAUCAGAGGGUAAGCGAGUGUGUGAGAGUGUUGAAGAUCCUACAAGAGGUCACUGCUGGGCAGACUGUGCUCAACAUCUUGCCUGGCGGGUUGGAUCUGAUGACCUUGAAGGGCAGCAUUGACGUGAGCCGCGUGGCUGUAAUGGGACAUUCGUUUGGAGGGGCCACAGCUAUUCUGGCCUUGGCCAAGGAGACGCAAUUUAGGUGUGCUGUGGCUUUGGAUGCUUGGAUGUUUCCUCUGGAACGUGACUUUUACCCCAGAGCCCGGGGCCCUAUCUUCUUCAUCAAUGCUGAGAAGUUCCAAACAGCAGAAACUGUCAACUUGAUGAAGAAGAUUUGUGACCAGCACAACCAAUCCAGGAUCAUAACUGUCCUUGGUUCUGUUCAUCGGAGUCUAACCGACUUUGUUUUUGUGGCUGGUAACUGGCUUAGUAAAUUCUUCUCCAGUCAGACCCGUGGAAGCUUGGACCCCUAUGAAGGUCAGGAGACCGUGGUGCGGGCCAUGUUGGCCUUCCUGCAGAAGCAUCUUGACCUGAAAGAGGACUAUGACCAAUGGAACAACCUCAUUGAAGGCAUUGGACCAUCACUAACCCCAGGGGCCCCACACCAUUUGUCCAGCCUGUAG
Messenger RNA from Rangifer tarandus platyrhynchus (Svalbard reindeer), 1179 nucleotides. Lineage: Eukaryota; Metazoa; Chordata; Mammalia; Artiodactyla; Cervidae. The record is from the annotation of a GenBank genome assembly.